UUCAAGGAACAAGCCUACCUGCUGAGAAGAUACAUCGACAUUAAUAAGGAGGAUAGGUCGAAAGACAACAGCGAGCUACAGGCUCUCUACGCCGUGCAGGCCUUCGUCUGCUCUCUUGAACAUCCACCAAAUCUGAUCAACGCAUACUUCCAAGCACUGUACGAUCUGGAUUUGAUAUCAGAAGAUGCCUUCAUAGAGUGGAGAUCAAGCACAGAUCCGCAGGAGCAGACAGGCAGGGGAGUCGCUAUCACUUCACUCAGGCCUUUCUUCGAGUAC
This is a messenger RNA of Helobdella robusta, 276 nucleotides long. RefSeq lists its product as hypothetical. Gene Ontology annotation, molecular function: protein binding. The annotation marks the transcript as partial. The transcript has 2 exons. Lineage: Eukaryota; Metazoa; Annelida; Clitellata; Rhynchobdellida; Glossiphoniidae. The record is from RefSeq and is a predicted model, not a curated record.